Messenger RNA from Diaporthe amygdali, 828 nucleotides. RefSeq lists its product as uncharacterized. Lineage: Eukaryota; Fungi; Ascomycota; Sordariomycetes; Diaporthales; Diaporthaceae. Bases 1 to 828 code for a protein of 275 amino acids. The record is from RefSeq and is a predicted model, not a curated record. The transcript is spliced from 3 exons.
AUGGCUCCGAUCGAUACCGAGUCGCAGUUCAAGUUCCUCAUCGCUUGCAUCAAGCACACUAAUGCUGGCAAGGUUGAUUUUGGCAAAGUGUCUGAGGAGCUGAGCAUCGUCAGCAAGGGCGCCGCUGCCAAGCGAUACGAGCGUCUCAUGAAAGCCCACGGCAUCGACAAGACCAACGGAAGCGGCGCCAGCUCUCCUGGCCCUUCCGGCCCCAGCACCCCGAAGACGCCUGCCAGUGGCCGCAAGAACGCCAACAGCCGCGCCACUCCGGCCAGCAAGAAGCGCAAGCUGGCGGCUCGCGUCGAUGAUGUUGACGACGACGACGACGUCAAGCCUGAGGUCAAGCCUGAGAUCAAGCCUGAGAUCAAGGAGGAGGUCAAGCAGGAGCUUGACAACGCUCCCGACGGUUCGUACAUGAUUGACCCGAAUAAACCCUCAUUUGAGGCCCCUGUGGCCGGCACGCUUCUUCAUACGCCUGACGGGGCUGAACACACUUGCGAGGGCAACGAUGACGUUCUUUUGGUCUCAGAGUCUCGGAGAGAGGACAACGCGGCGCCUGUGGCAUUUGCUCAUCAGGUGCUGCCGCCGCCCCCACCCGAGAACUUCUAUGGCUUCGUCGACCCGGCGACUCAUCUCCAUCCUCCAUCGCAGCCCCCAGCUGCCACGACUGGUGUUCCGAUCUGCUACGAGUACGGCAAUGCUGACUAUACAACACAGGCGAUGACGACUAUUCCACCUGAUGGGCACCACUGGCUUCACCAUCAUGACCCAGCCUUCUUCUGGAGUGAUGCCCGCCUGGAACCACAGGUUGACAUGAAACACGACUGA